Teleopsis dalmanni is the source of this 6335-nucleotide messenger RNA. RefSeq names its product CD109 antigen (gene Mcr). The transcript has 11 exons. Gene Ontology annotation, cellular component: extracellular region. Gene Ontology annotation, molecular function: protein binding; endopeptidase inhibitor activity. The record is from RefSeq and is a predicted model, not a curated record. Lineage: Eukaryota; Metazoa; Arthropoda; Insecta; Diptera; Diopsidae. The coding region runs from base 163 to 5397 and encodes 1744 amino acids.
GUUCAUUUGUCAUCAGUGCUUUCAUUGUGUUUUGUGCGUGUUUUUAAUUUAAUUUUUUUUGGUAAUUUUAGUUUAAGUUCUAUUUAGUUUUUAGUGUAAACAAUGAACGCAAAGUAAUACUUUUUAAGUAUAGAAAAAUAAGUGUAAAACAGAUUAUAUAAGAUGAUUCUAUUCCUGAUAUGUGGAAUACUUCAAUUGGUUGCGGGCCAACAAUUUCAGCAGCAACAGCAACAACAAAAUCAGUUUCAAAUACCUCAAACUUAUGAUGACUACAAUAACCAACGUUACAAUGACCCAUUCAAUACGAAUCCAAAUUUAAAUCAAAAUCUUAAUACGAACACGCGAUUCCGUACCGAUAAUAAUUUUAACGAUAUAAAUCAGGAUAAUACUGACUUCGCUAAAAGGCCUUCAGGCUCCUACGGUGCUGAAGAGGAAUUAAACUUUAACCGUGGAAAAUCAUCAUAUAAUGUUAAAGCCAGCUUUUUGGAAACUUUUCAUUCCAAGGAACCGACAUACUUUAUAGUUGCUUCACGGAUGGUACGGCCUGGUCUUAUAUAUCAAGUUGCUGUCUCCAUAUUACAAGCUCAGUAUCCAAUAACUGUGCAUGCAGGAAUUUCUUGUGAUGGUGUCCAAAUAAGCGGAGAUUCGAAAGAUGUAAAGGAAGGAGUUCCAGAAACUCUGUUGAUGCGUAUACCACCUACCAGUGUCGGUGGUGAAUAUAAAUUACGUGUUGAGGGUUUCUAUCAAAAUGUACUUGGUGGAUUAGCAUUUUUAAAUGAAACCAGUUUAGAUUUUUCACAGCGUUCAAUGACAAUUUUUAUUCAGACCGAUAAACCACUCUAUAUGCAAGGAGAAACUGUACGAUUUCGCACUAUUCCAAUAACAACUGAACUAAAAGGUUUCGAUAACGCCGUCGAUGUUUAUAUGUUAGAUCCAAAUAGGCAUAUUGUUAGACGUUGGAUUUCUAGACAAUCAAAUUUAGGUUCCGUGUCACUAGAAUACAAACUUUCGGAUCAGCCUACAUUUGGAGAGUGGACGAUUCGUGUAAUAGCACAAGGACAGCAAGAAGAGAGUCACUUUGAUGUCGAAGAAUUUUAUCAGACACGUUUCGAGGUAAAUGUAACGAUGCCAGCUUAUUUUUUCACAACCGAUCGUUACAUUCAUGGUCGUAUAAUGGCGAAUUUCACAAGUGGUCACCCAGUACGUGGAAACUUAACACUUAAAGCCACAAUUCGACCAAUUGGUUAUUUUAGUAAUCAGGCUUUGAAUGAAAAGUAUCGCUUGGGUCGGUCGCCAUCUGAGGAAGCACGUCUGUACCAGGAACAAUUUUAUCGCAACCAAUAUAAUUCGAAUCCACAACUGGUAGAAAUUCCUGAAAUUCGUCCACAAGAUACUCUUUAUCGUAAUCACUAUGUAGUGGAGCGAAAUUAUCAAUUCGAUGAGGAAUGGCCUUUUUGGGUGAAAAAACCAGAUAUUCCAGAAACUUAUGAUACUGCGACUGGUACUUAUCAAAAAACUUUACCAUUUUUACGUUACUUCAAUGGUACUUUUAAUUUUAAAUGGCCUAUAAAUGAGUUAGAAGUGCUGGUACCAAGUUUGGCAGGCAUGGAAGUACUUAUAACAGCCACAGUUGGAGAAAAAUUCUAUGAUGAAGUUAUUUCUGGGUACGCAAUUGCACAUGUCUAUAAUUCAAGUAUACGCGUUGCUUUUAUGGGUGAAACGCCACAAGUUUUUAAACCUGCUAUGCCAUUUACUGUGUAUCUUGUUAUGGAAUAUCAUGAUGGUUCGCCAAUCGAUUUAGAACUACUUCAACUUGGUAUUAUGGAAGUAACAGGUUUUGUUGAAAGUAAAAACGGUGGACGCCGUGAUUGGCCCGCUCAACGUUUGAAAAUGUCCCAAGAAAGUCCAGGUAUCUGGGAAGUUAAAAUUGAUUUGCGUAAUGACUUACAAUUGGAUGAGCGUCCACAGUCACGAGAUUUCUUAAAUGGUGUCACACAGAUGCGUUUACAAGCUAACUACAUUGAUCCACGUAAUGAGCGUGCUCAAACCGAACUAUUGUUGGUUUCACAUUAUUCACCUCGCAAUCAACAUAUUAAAGUAUCUACCAGUACGGAGUCUCCUACCGUGGGCGAAUACAUCAUAUUCCAUAUACGUACUAACUUUUAUUUGGAGGAUUUCAAUUAUUUGAUUAUGUCAAAAGGUGUUAUUUUGAUGAAUGACCGUGAACCAAUAGUCGAAGGCAUAAGAACAAUAGCUGUUGUAUUAAGCGCAGAAAUGGCACCAGUUGCUACAAUUGUUGUUUGGAAAAUUACACAACAAGGUCAAAUUGUUGCAGAUUCUUUAACUUUCCCAGUAAAUGGUAUAUCGCGCAACAACUUUACAGUGUAUAUUAAUAACCGAAAGGCCCGUACGGGUGAAAAAGUAGAAGUGGCAAUUUUUGGUGAACCGGGCUCAUAUGUUGGACUUUCAGGAAUUGAUAGCGCCUUUUAUACGAUGCAAGCUGGUAACGAGUUGACCUAUGCUAAAAUAAUAACGAAAAUGUCGUCUUUUGAUGAACAAACUAAUGGAACCUAUAAACAUAUUUGGCACUCGCAUGCUGGUAUUCCAGAUGAAUUGGUUUACUUUCCAGCCUCUUCAUUUGGUAUCGACGCAAACCGUACCUUCGAAUAUAGUGGCUUAAUUGUUUUUACAGAUGGUUACGUACCACGACGUUAUGACAGCUGCAAUCGUACGUUGGGUUAUGGUGAAUGUUUAUCAGGACGCUGUUAUCGUUUAGAUAAAAAAUGUGACGGGUUCUUCGAUUGCGAUGAUGGCACCGAUGAAAUUGGUUGUCAGGUUCGUAACGAUACGGAAUUAUUGAACUACAGAAAAUAUCGCUUCAAUCGUGUUCAACGUCAUUAUGAAAAUGUUUGGCUAUGGAAAGAUGUGAAUAUUGGUCCACAUGGGCGUUAUAUAUUUAAUAUUGAAGUACCAGAUCGACCAGCAUACUGGAUGGUUAGUGCUUUCAGCGUUAGUCCAUCUAAAGGUUUUGGAAUGAUUAAUAAACCAAUAGAAUAUGUUGGAGUACAACCAUUCUUCAUUAAUGUCGAAAUGCCUACAUUUUGCCGUCAAGGAGAACAAGUUGGUAUACGCGUAACUGUGUUCAAUUAUAUGACAACGCCUAUUGAAGCAAUUGUCGUAUUGCAUGAGAGUAAGGAUUAUAAAUUUGUACAUGUUGAAGAAGAUGGUAUUGUGCGAUCUUAUAACCCACGUACAUCAUUUGGUGAACAUCAGUCUUUCAUAUACUUGGAAGCUCAAGGCACAACAGUUGUAUACGUACCAGUAGUGCCACAACGACUAGGUGAUAUUGAUGUCACCCUACAUGUAGCUACAUUAUUAGGCACAGAUCAGAUUACACGUAGAUUACAUGUUGAGGCAGAUGGCUUACCGCAAUAUCGUCAUCAAUCAUUACUUUUAGAUUUGUCAAAUCGUGCUCAUGUCUUAGAAUAUAUGCAUGUUAAUGUUACACAAACUCCGGAAAUACCAUAUCAAGUUGAUCGUUAUUUCGUUUAUGGCUCUAAUCGAGCACGUAUCUCUGUUGUGGGAGAUGUCGUAGGUCCAAUAUUUCCAACAAUGCCAGUUAAUGCAACUUCAUUACUUUAUCUUCCCAUGGAAUCUGCAGAACAAAAUGCUUUUUCUUUCGCUGCUAAUUUAUUUACCGUUUUAUAUAUGCGACGCAUCAAUCAGAGAAAUAAAACAACUGAGAAACAAGCUUUCUAUCAUAUGAAUAUCGGUUAUCAACGUCAAUUAAGCUUUAUGCGACCUGAUGGUUCGUUUUCCUUAUUCCGUUCAGAUUGGAAUAAUUCAGCCUCUUCAGUCUGGCUAACUGCAUAUUGUGUCCGCAUAUUCCAGGAAGCAUCAUUUUAUGAAUGGGAAAAUUUUAUUUGGAUCGAUUCAACAAUAAUUGAGAAAAAUGUACGCUGGUUAUUGCAACAUCAAACACAAGAUGGUGCUUUUUAUGAGGUUACCUGGCUACCUGAUCGAAAAAUGAAUCGAACGAAUUUCGGAAAUCAUUCAACUUUACAUAAUCGCAAUAUUACACUGACAUCUCAUGUUCUUAUUACUUUAGCAACAGUUAAAGAUCUUCCUGGCUCUCUGGGAGCUCGAGUAGCUUUAGCACAACAGCGUGCCGUUAAGUGGAUUGAAAUGAACAUGGAAUUUCUUAAAACAACGCCAGAACCGUAUGAUGUAGCCAUAACUGCAUAUGCCCUUCUACUGUGUAAAUCACCUAGUGCUGAGCAGGUUUUCACUAUACUUAGGAGUCAAGCGCGAACUAUUGGUGACUUUAUGUAUUGGGGUAAUAAAGAGGUGCCGCAGCCACCAAAGAAAUUAGAAAAUCAAAAAUGGUUCUCACUGCCACGUUUACCUUAUGAGUUUGACGCUUCGAAUAUAGAGACAACGGCCUAUGCACUGCUUGUUUAUGUGUCAAGACGAGAAUUUAUAGUAGAUCCGAUUGCACGUUGGUUAAAUGCGCAGCGUUUGAACGAUGGUGGUUGGGCAUCUACACAAGAUACCAGUGCUGCUUUAUAUGCUUUAGUUGAAUAUACUGUUCAUUCCCGUAUUCGGGAAGUUUCUUCUUUGACUAUCGAAAUAGAAGCUUCGUCGCAAGGUGGUAAACCACAAGUUUUAAAAAUUGAUGAUACGAAUUUGGCGCAGUUACAAAGUAUAGAGAUUCCUGAUGCUUGGGGUACAGUGAAGGUACAAGCUAACGGCGCUGGUUAUGCUAUACUUCAAAUGCAUGUCCAAUAUAAUGUCGAUAUCGAAAAAUUCCAAACAAAACCACCUGUGCACGCAUUCGGUCUACAUACUAAGACUAUAUUCCAUGGCAGAAAUCAGUCACAUAUUUCAUAUGUAACUUGCCAAAAUUGGAUUAAUACACAAGAAUCAGAACGUUCUGGAAUGGCCGUUUUAGAUGUUAGCAUACCGACUGGUUAUUGGAUACAACAGCAAAAACUUGAUGCUUAUGUAUUAAGUAAUCGUGUGAGAAAUUUGCGUCGAGCUAAAUAUAUGGAUCGUAAAAUCGUGUUUUACUUUGACUAUCUUGAUCAAGAGGAUGUUUGUGUAAAUUUCACAAUUGAGCGUUGGUAUCCAGUUGCAAAUAUGUCACGCUAUUUGCCCAUCCGAGUUUACGAUUACUAUGCACCAGAACGUUUUAACGAAUCUAUUUUCGAUGCUCUGCCCACUUAUUUGUUGAAUAUAUGUGAAGUAUGUGGAAGUUCCCAAUGUCCUUAUUGUUCAAUAUAUAAUAUAAGCUGGCGUGCGUCGAUGUCAGUAACAUUAGUGUUGUUUAGUGUAUUCAUUUAUUUAUUAAGAGCUCGCAUGUCAAUAUUUUUGCAUGUUCUACACACGAUAGUAUAAGGAAAUUCUAUAAAAAAAUCUCAUAAAAUUCAAUAAUUUGGCUUACAGUGACUGUUAAAAUGCAAAGAUAACAUUGUUUUAGAAAACAUUUGUAAAUGUUUCUUAUGGAGUUAAAUUUUAAAUUUAAUUUAUUAUACUUUUGCUUAUAACGAUACGAUACGAACUAAAUAUAAUUCCGUCCAUUUUGUCUGGUCAAUUAUGUAUUGCAAUGCGAAUAUGCAGAAUAUAUUUUUAUUUACUAUUUAGUAUAAUAUUAGUGCUUAAUUUUAAUGAAUGAUGCUCUUCUGAUGAGCAUAUAGGAAUAAUAAGUGCAUUAUGCGUAAGAAAUCUCAUUUAAUAUUACUUGUUAACCGUUUGCGUGGCUUGCAUAUGCAUUUUUUGUAUUUAUAUAUAUACGCAUUCAUUUAUUUCCAAAUGUUCAACAAUUGUUUGUAGUAUUUUUAAGUUGACAGUAAUUUGUAAAUCGUAUAGAAAGAAUCAAACAAAACUUUUAAAUGUACAAAUCAGCAGAAGUAGACAAAGCUUUAACAAUUAUUGGCUAUUAUAGACUAAACAACUCAUUAUGUAUAUGACGAGUUCAAACAAAAAGGUUUUCACUUUUUCUAUGAUUGUAAGUGUCUUAAUAAUCAAAUUGCCUUAGAUUUUAAAAAUCAAUAAGUCUUUAUAUACAAUAUUAAUUUUUUUUUUAACAAUGACAAGUGUUUGAAACUAUGUCAAGUUUGCUGUAUAUUCCCCUAUUAAUAGUUUAUAGUAUAUAAGUAUACACAUAAACGAAUAAAAAAUAAAUAUUUUUUUACACUAUUUUGUAAAUUGAGAUAAAGUAUGAACACAACAAAAAUUAUUAAAUUGGUAAAUUGGUAGAGACUUUUAUACAAGUUUGAUUGUAAUUUCUCCGUCCUUUUUUCUAAAAGUAAUAUUAUAACAAAUAAAACUAUUUU